Molecule: messenger RNA, 1734 nt
Organism: Striga hermonthica
Lineage: Eukaryota; Viridiplantae; Streptophyta; Magnoliopsida; Lamiales; Orobanchaceae
Source: the annotation of a GenBank genome assembly
AUGGCUGCUUCGAGAACCACACAUCAUUCUGCUGUGUUGCACAUUCUUCGUUAUGUGAAAGAAACUCUAUUGCAUGAUUUACACUUCUCGGCCCAUUCUUCCUUGAUGCUUAGCGGUUAUUCUGAUGCAGAUUGGACUGGAGAUCCUACUGAUCGUCGUUCUAUUACUGGGUACUACUUCUUUCUAGGGGAUUCACUCGUCUCUUGGCGCAAACUAAGUGACGGACUACUCGAAACAAACUCUCCCUCGUUUUCUCCGCACCCAAACACCCUCCUCUUUCUCCACGAUUCCCCAGCAACCUCCACUCCACCACCACAACCGCCGCCGGCGUCAAUGGCUGCUUCCCUUUCCUUCUCCUCCUCCGUCUCCUCCUCCUCCACCCCCCUCCUCCGCCCACCCUCCCUCCUGCUUGGCCGCCGCCGUGCCCCCCGCCUCCUCACUGUCCGCGCAAAGAUCCGCGAGAUCUUCAUGCCUGCCCUCAGCUCCACCAUGACCGAGGGCAAGAUCGUCAGCUGGGUUAAAUCCGAGGGUGACGUUCUCUCGAAGGGCGAACCCGUUGUCGUCGUUGAGUCCGACAAGGCCGACAUGGACGUCGAGACCUUCUACGAUGGGAUACUGGCCGCCAUUGUCGUCAACGAGGGAGAGACUGCCCCCGUAGGCGCGCCGAUUGGCCUUCUGGCCGAGACGGAGGACGACAUCGCCGAGGCUAAGGCUAAAGCCGCGGCCCAAUUAACGUCAGCACCUCCGCCGGCCAAGACCGAGGCGUCUGCUCCAGUCGCAGCGAAGGCCGAAUCUCCAUCUCCGGCGAAUGCUCCAGCUUCAGCUUCGGCAACUCCGGGGAAGGUUGUGGCGACGCCGUACGCGAAGAAAUUGGCCAAGCAGCAUAAGGUGGACAUCAACAAAUUGGCCGGCACAGGGCCGUUCGGGAGGAUUACGCCGGAAGAUGUGGAGAAGGCGGCUGGAAUCACUCCAAAGAGGAAUGUUACAGCGUCCGCUGGUCCACCUACACCUGCGCCAGCGCCAUCCCCACCAAAGGUUGCGACUAGUUUUCCCGAGAUCCCAGGGUCAAAAAUAGUGCCGUUCACCGCAAUGCAGGCUGCUGUGUCGAGGAACAUGGUGGAGAGCCUGAGCGUGCCGACUUUCAGAGUCGGUUACCCCAUUGCCACAGACGCCCUUGAUGCUCUUUACGAGAAGGUUAAGCUGAAGGGUGUUACUAUGACUGCACUGUUAGCAAAAGCUGCAGCAAUGGCAUUGGUACAACAUCCAGUGGUGAACGCAACGUGUAAAGAUGGAAAGAGUUUUACUUACAACAACAGUGUUAAUAUUGCUGUGGCUGUGGCGAUUAACGAUGGGUUGAUCACGCCUGUUCUUCAAGAUGCUGAUAAGUUGGAUCUCUAUCUGUUGUCGAAAAAAUGGAAAGAGCUGGUCGAGAAGGCUCGGGCUAAGCAACUUCAGCCCCAUGAGUUCAAUUCAGGGACUUUCACAUUAUCAAAUCUGGGCAUGUUUGGAGUGGAUAGGUUUGAUGCUAUCCUACCUCCAGGACAGGGUGCUAUUAUGGCUGUGGGAGCAUCAAAGCCUACAGUUAUAGCCGGUAAAGAUGGAUUCUUCAGUGUUAAAAAUCAAAUGCUGGUGAAUGUUACGGCUGAUCACCGAAUCAUCUAUGGGGCUGACUUGGCUGGUUUCCUUCAGACAUUCUCAAAGAUCAUUGAGAACCCAGAAAGCUUGACGAUGUAG